CCUCAUUCUUCCAUCACGCGUUCAGCAUUUCCUUCAGAGCAUUUUUCUUUAAAAGCCAAGGCCGCAGUCACAGGUGCUCACAUGCGGUAGGCACCAUGUCUGUCUCUACCAUCCUGCUGCCGCUGUUACUGCUGGUUUCUGGAUCCUCAGCCACCCACUUCCACGGAGGGACCAUGACCUUUAACCCCAAAGGAGUCAACGCAGACGGAUUCUACACGGUGGACAUUCGCUUCAAGUUGGCCCUUCACACGACGUGUUCCACUACAGCCUGGGCUAACCUCUGGACAUGUACGAGUGGAAAUUGUGGCAAUAUUAGCAGCACUGCUCUGUAUAACCUGGACAGUAGCAGUGGAGACUGGUGCCAGUGGGAAGAAGUCAUGAUUAGAAAUGUUGACACCAACCUACCUUUUAUACUUGAACUGUCUGGUGGUAACUGGAUCAACACCUAUGUUGGAGAUAUAUCAUGGAGACUAAGAACUACGGUGGAUCUGGGAGUGAGGUCUGACACAGGGACAGCCAACAGAUCCCCACAGACCACAGUCAUACCUCUUCUGCUAGUUCCAGUGAAUUGUCCCAGGGAUUUUCAGUUUUUGGCCCAUGAUCCAGAUGGAGACCUGGUUCAGUGCAGAUUUUCUCUAUCUGGGAACCAGGAGUGUGCUACUUGUUCACUACCAAGCUUUUUUACACUGAAAUCACCAUGCACGCUAUCUUACUUGAACACUUCCAUCUCGGCUGAAAACACGUACGCGGUGCAGCUUAUGAUGGAGGACUUCCCCACUGCGUCUAUAACCCUGACCUACAAGGAUGGCUCGCAGUCCAACCGCACUUCCUUGUUAAGCCCUCUCAGCAAGUUGCCCGUACAGUUUGCAGUCAGAGUUGGGGCUGCAGUGCCCUCCUGUGCAGAGGGGGAAUAUCUCCCCAGGUUCCUGUCCCCGACGCCGGCCUACGGAACCCACUUCUACGUUGCUGUCAACAACACACUGCAGAUCUCAGUCAGGGCAGAGGUCAAUUUUUCUAGGUGAGGAAAAUACACUGUAACUCAUGUAUUCACCACUAAGAGGCAGCGUGUACUUUAGAUCAAUCAGUCUGCCUGUCUAGGAAUGAUCCUACAUAUCUCAAGUGUAGAAUAAUACUUAUGGGAAUGUGUUGUCGUGGUUUUUUAAGUGUUUCCGAGCUUCUGGUCAGUGGUCCGCACGAUUUUAUAAAAACCACAACUGCACCUGGACAGUUCAAAAUAAGAUGGACACCAACAGCAGACAACAGACAGGACCAUCCUAUCUGCUUCGUCUCCCAGGCACUAAGUAAUUCCGGCGCAAAAUAUCACUCUGAGCUCCGUUGUGUGAUCGUCACUGUUGGAAACCUAUAUACCACACUAGGACCUGAAACUACAACAGAGAUUUUCUCAACUGCCACAAAAACACCCACAACUACCGCAGAAACACCCACAAUUACCACACAAGCACCCACAACUAUCACACAAGC
Molecule: messenger RNA, 1482 nt
Organism: Hypomesus transpacificus
Lineage: Eukaryota; Metazoa; Chordata; Actinopteri; Osmeriformes; Osmeridae
Exons: 7
Coding region: 96-1022 (308 amino acids)
Source: RefSeq, a predicted model, not a curated record